Molecule: messenger RNA, 2304 nt
Organism: Polychytrium aggregatum
Lineage: Eukaryota; Fungi; Chytridiomycota; Chytridiomycetes; Polychytriales
Product: Alg9-like mannosyltransferase family-domain-containing protein
Exons: 7
Coding region: 297-2153 (618 amino acids)
Biological process (GO): protein N-linked glycosylation
Cellular component (GO): endoplasmic reticulum membrane
Molecular function (GO): alpha-1,2-mannosyltransferase activity
Source: RefSeq, a predicted model, not a curated record
UGGUCGCGUCUGCAUCCGCUGCUCGCUCGCUCCUGGACAUCCACCGCACUCACCACACCGGUCCCAUCUGUCGCAUCCAUCGGUCGUGCGUACGAGAGCGCCGUUUAUCCCCUGUCGUCUAUCGCCUUCCGUGCCAAAGCUACUUCCAAUGGCCGACGCCGAAUCCCCGAGGCAGAAGCCCACCAGGGCCCUCUGGCGCCCGUCGUUCUCGCUGGCCUUCCACAUUCUGUUUGUCGCCAGACUCGUCGCCGCUGCUCUGUCCUCGAUCUCAGGUAGGUCUCGGCCGAUUGCAUCUGAUGCCGUCGGAGCAGAGGCGGAUGGCCAUGCGUGAAGCGUCGGCCAUUGUCUUGAUAGCGGCCACCCCCUCGACGAUCACGCCCGCAGACUGCGACGAGGUCUUCAACUACUGGGAGCCGACCCACUAUCUCCAGUAUGGCUGGGGCCUUCAGACAUGGGAGUACUCGCCGGUCUAUGCGAUCCGCUCCUGGAGCUACGUCCAGAUGCACGCCUGGGCUGGUAUGAUCCUGGAAACAUUCGUCACCAGCAACAAGCUCCAGAUCUUUAUCCUGAUCCGAUCGCUCCUUGGUGCCGCCUGUGCGUAUUCUGAGGCAUCGCUCUACUCCUCGGUGGCCGACCACCUGAGUCCUGAGAUCGGAUGGUAUCUCCUGCUUAUUCUCCUGGCAAGCACGGGCAUGUUCAUAUCUUCGACAGCCUUCCUGCCCUCGAGCUUUGCCAUGUAUCUCGCUACCCUUGCCUUUGCCCGAUCCUUUCAUCGGCCGUCGCGGACUCGAACACUCUCUGUGCUGCUGAUCCUGGCAACGGGGACCAUCUUUGGAUGGCCUUUCUGCGGCGCCCUGGCACUCCCGUUCCUGGUGGAAGAUGUCGCCUUCAACAGCGACACCAUGGUCGUGACUCGUGUUCGCCGGGUUAUCGAGGCCGGCGCAAUCGCCAUCAUCGGCAUUCUGGUGCCGUUUGCCUGUCUCGAGUACUACUUUUACCACAAAUGGACCCUCGUCCCGCUGAACAUUGUGCUCUACAAUGUGUUUGGAGGCAAAGAUCGCGGCCCUGAUCUGUACGGCACCGAGCCAUGGUGGUUCUAUCUCUUCAACGGCGUCCUGAACUUCAACGUUGCCUUCCUGGCGGCAAUCGCCAGCCUGCCCCUCUUGAUCCUUCUGUAUCCGCUACUCAAGAGCGAGAUCAAGAAACAGCUUCCGGGAUCUGGACUGGUUUCCUUGACCCUCAAGCUGGCAUACAUGUAUUUGUGGGUAGCCAUCUUUACGAUGCAGCCCCACAAAGAGGAGCGCUUCUUGUUUGUUGUCUAUCCGAUGAUAGGCUUUGCGGCUGCUCUCUCGCUCUGGCUGCUCCGCGAAACCGUUGUGCAGAGCCUCUCGAUCUCUGGGGUCACCAAGAGUGCCGCCCCUCGAACUGCAAGACUGCUCGUCCGUCUGUUUCUCCUGCUGUUUGUGGCCUUGUCGGUCUCACGAACUGCAGCCCUAUACUACUACUACCAUGCGCCAAUGACGACCUACAUUGCGCUCACCGAGCACAUCGCCAAGGCCAGGCAGGCAGAAACUUUGCCAUCUACUAACCUGACCGAGUUCCAGCCUACAACCGUGUGCGUCGGCCGCGAGUGGUAUCGAUUUCCUUCGCACUUCCUCUUGCCCGAUGCCACCCGCAUCCGAUUCCUCAAAUCCUCCUUCUCGGGGCUCCUGCCCAAAGACUUUGUCGAGGCGCCACUCAACCCAUCCGUCGUCGAGAACGCAACCAUCCGCGACAUUGCUCUCCAGUGGGUGCAACAACACCGCGAUGCCGACCGGCCUGGAACCUAUGAGAUUCCCACGGGCAUGAAUGACCUCAAUCAAGAGGAGCUGGAUCGAUAUGUCCCGAUCUCGACAUGCGAUUACGUUAUCGAUUCCGGUGCCUCCGGCGAUGACUCGGCACUACAGCACAUUGCCGAGCAUCCAGACCAGUGGGAGCAAGUCCACUGCGAGCGUUUCCUGGAUGUGGCCCAGACGUCUCGGCUGGCGCGCAUCUUCUGGAUCCCCGAUACUGUUGCUGCUUUGCUGGACGAGCACGUACUGCACCGCAUCAAGAUCCAGAUCGGAGAAAAGAGAUGGGUCGAUUAUUGCGCACACCAACAAAAACGUCGCUAGAGCUGCUCAGGGUCGUCGUCGCUGGCGGGUGUUGUCGUCCGGAACCGAAUCCACAGCAGCAGCUGUCGAUAACCACACUGCUUUGCCCAAACCGGCGCUGUGUCAUGCAAAUACACUCAGGUUUACGGCUCUCACAGAGCGAAACGGCGGG